Messenger RNA from Anthostomella pinea, 1593 nucleotides. The record is from the annotation of a GenBank genome assembly. NCBI's taxonomy places the organism in Eukaryota, Fungi, Ascomycota, Sordariomycetes, Xylariales, Xylariaceae.
AUGGACACCUCGAACCUAGUAGCCGCCUGGCUAUCCUUCGCCGCGACGGCGGUCGGUCUCGGCGGCCUGAUCACGCAGGCGAGCGCCAUCAACGACAGGCUGGACCCGUUCCACGCCAACCGCACCGCCGAAUACCUCGGCGUCUGGUUCCGGCGGCAGCAGAGGUUCCCCUGGUGGCGCAUCGCGAGGCCGCCGCCGCUGGGCCCGGUCAUCACCGCGAAGCUGUCCGACGGCUUCUGUGGUGUUAAUCACAUCCACAUCACGCGUAUCCCGCUGGCGGCGGCGGGGAAGGCGGGCUGGUCGCUGAUCCUGGCCAUGUUCAACUCAGAGGCUCCCGUGCGUCCCGGACCGGCGGACGGGGAUCAGGCGGAGAAGGCGGUGGUGCUGGAGACGAGCUCGGGGAGUGGUGAUGUUGAUGGUGGCAGGGAAAGCAGGGCUAGUAAUAGCAGUGACAGCAGUGGCAGCAGUGUCCCCGUGUGCGCGAUGUGGGAUUUUCUGCCCCGGAAGGCACUCACGCGCCAUAAUAGGAGCGCGUGUGUAAUGAUUUCGCGGACGACGCUCAUCACGAUGCUGGUCAUGACGAAUGCGCGGCCCGUCUUCCAGUACAGUGAUGCGACGGGGGUCCGGGCGGGCUAUGCGUCGUAUUGCGGGCAAUGGUACAUCACGUGGCCCAUCGGCGAGGAAGCCAUCAUCAAAUUCGCCGCCCACGACUCCAUCGGCACCAGCGAGGUCCUGCCCCGCAGCUUCGUGCAGCGCGUCGACCGCUGCGGCCAGAUGAUAUCCGGCAUGAUAUGUGCCCCGGCCUCGGACCUCAAAGUCGCCUUCUGCGGCCGCAAGCCCCCGGGUGUCUACAGGCUGGAACAUCUCGUCAAGGGGUUCCAGGGCGCCCACGGCAGCCGCCACCUAUACAACAUGAUGGGCGGCAAGGCGUAUGACGUGGACUUCAUGUUCGCGCGGCCAUCGUCCUCGGAGGCCAUCUCGGACCACGAAGACGGGGUUGUCGUGCUCGAACUGCUAAGUAGCACGGACAUGAAGAAAAGCAUGGCCGGAUCUAUGAAGAUGGUUGUCCCCGCGCCCGAGCAGGCCGUCCUCAGACACGCGCUUGACUGUCUGCCCUGGACCUCGCUGUCCUGGAGCAUGCACCGUGGCAUGCGCGAUGUUUUGCUCGCAUACGCAAAGCCCGUCAUGGACGCCCACAGAUCGCAGCUAGCGGCGCAGCUGCGCCGGACGGUCGCCGAGAGGGCGGACGCCCUGCGCGCGUGGGGCUGGGAUGCGCAGUUCGUGCGUGACAACAUGGCGCACAUGGCCGCGUCGGCCGUGCUGGCUGGCAGUGGGAACUCGGGCGAUUCGGUCAGGGUGGUCACGGAUAUCGUGGCCGUUAUGAUCGGGGACUGGGAUUUCGCGCAGCUAGACGAGGUGUGCUUCUGGAGGCGGUCCGCGGCGGAGGAAGGAGAAGGAGGAACGGAAGCGCAGCAGGGCGAGCUAGAUGCGCAGGCGGUGGUUGCGCUGACGAAGGUGUUUGUGCUGGAAUGGAGCCAGGAGUUUGAUUACCAGAUGUAUCAUGGCCUGCCUAUAUCGAUGUACUUCGGAUAG